AUGAGUGCCCGCGAAGGCCGUUCGGCCAAGGUACUCAGCUGCUCCAAUUGUCGCACACGCAAGAUUAAAUGCGACAAGAUACAACCUCUUUGCGGCCAGUGUUCCCGCUUUGGACUCGACUGUGUGUUUCCGUCGAGGAAGCCCACUCGACGUGCACCAAGACCGCGCCAGAGUGAACUCCUCGACAGGAUCAGUCGCCUUGAGAGCAUCGUCAACCAGGCAGACCCCGCCAAGCUGAAGCAGUUGGAUGAGGGCGAUAUUGAGGCCUUACCAGAGAAGAAUUUGCUAUCAGCCACGUUAGAUGAUCGCUGUGAUGAGUCGCAAGCUGCUGCCGCUCAGAUUGCCAAUUUAGAAGUUGGCGAGCAGUAUCUCAGCUCAGGCUUCUGGGGGAACUUGUGUGCAGAGGUUGAGGGUAUCCGACAAGCACUGAACCAACCGUCUGAGGAUGACGAUGAUGACGAAGAGGGCGACAGUCCAGAGUCAUUAGAUACCGGCUCAACAGGUCCUUCCGGCUUCUUACUCGGAAACUCUGAUUACAGCUCACGGCAACCUCUGGUACAUCCUCCUCCGAACAUGAUGAUACGUCUCUGGACCAUUUACAUUCGCAACGUCGACCCUCUCAUGAAAAUCAUACAUCGCCCUACUAUUAACAAUCACUUUCAAGCCUAUAUCAAUUCACCAACAACACACACCUUUAGUCCUGAAAUCAACGCUGUGAUAUUCGCCAUCUACUUCUGCGCAGCAGUUUGCUUAACGCCAGAGUCCUGUUGGAAACAGCUGGGCGAGAGCAAAGAGGCUCUGACAAGGCGAUACCGCGUUGCUGUCGAACGCGCUCUUGCCGAAGCAGACUAUCUGAGCUCUACCAGCCUCGAGACUCUUCAAGCCCUGACCCUCUACACCAGCAUGAUACGGGUACAUCUACACGACCGUACAUCUUGGGUGCUUAAUGCUCUCAUUAUCCGGAUCGCCCAAGGACAAAAUCUUCAUCGCGACGGCGAUGGCCAUCGUUUCACUCCGUUUGUUGCCGAAAUGAGAAGGCGUCUGUGGCAUUUCAUCGUUGUCCUUGAUAUCCGCGGAUCGGAAGACAGAGGUAGCGAUGCAACACUUACUCGGGCAACAUUUGACACCAUCGAGCCAACAUCGAUUGACGAUGAUGACUUUGGACCCGACUCGACUUCUCUAACUCCAAAGUCGACGCCUGCCGAGAAUGUCAUCUGCCUGUGUACAGCCAUGUGUUCCGGCAUCUUCGGUUUCAUAUCACACCCCCACUACAGUGUGAAAGGUGAGCCGGAGAACUUUCUAUAUACAGAAGACGAACUUAUCUCCCAUAUCCGCCAACUCGAAACAACCUUCAUCCAUACUGCCCGACCCUCCCACAUCGCCUCCGUCUACGCCUCUGAAAUUGCUCGCAUCGUUAUUCUCAAGUUAUGGCUCAACAUCCAAUACCCUUUCAACGGUGGGCCGGCUCCCGACCGACCCCGCGUAUCAAAAGAAACCAUGCUCCGUACUGCAAUCUCAAUUAUUGAGCUGCGUGAGCGCAUGACCAAAAACCAGUGGGAAGAUCGCUGGGCUUGGUGGACAGACACCUAUGUGCAGUGGCAUCCUCUAGCAGUCGCGUUAGCUGAGCUUUGCGUGCAGACUGAGGGAGAGUUGGUGGACAAGGCCUGGGUUGUCGUGGAGCGGACCUUUCCUUCAUCACGAGAGCACAUUGCAGAUACAGCCAAGGGCUCACUCUGGCGACCUAUCAAGAAAUUGCUCAAGAAGGCGCGGGCUGCGAGAACGGAAGCGGUGUUAAAACGUAUGGAUUUUAAUGCCGGCAUGAGUCUGGAUGCUACAUCAUUCAUGCCCCCAGUUAUGGAUGCCAUGACCCAAUCACUGCAGUACGACACAACUCAACAAAUGAUACCAACAUCAGGACCAGGCCUGACGCAACAAUACGAUACGUGCAGUAUGGAUCCUUCGAUAUUGUUCGAUCCGCCAGAGGUUUUGAACCUCGACUUUGGUUUGGGGCUAGAGCAAGGUGUACCUAUGGAAUGGUCAUAUUGGACAGAAUUUUUCAACGAUACACAAUUAGAUAAAUCUCCAGGAAGCGGAACAGGCGAGUCAUCUUCUUAA
Fusarium sp. VM40 is the source of this 2115-nucleotide messenger RNA. The record is from the annotation of a GenBank genome assembly. NCBI's taxonomy places the organism in Eukaryota, Fungi, Ascomycota, Sordariomycetes, Hypocreales, Nectriaceae.